Sphenostylis stenocarpa is the source of this 1128-nucleotide messenger RNA. NCBI's taxonomy places the organism in Eukaryota, Viridiplantae, Streptophyta, Magnoliopsida, Fabales, Fabaceae. The record is from the annotation of a GenBank genome assembly.
AUGAGGUACUCCUACAGUAACAUCUAUGCAUCUUUUGUUAGGGUGAAUACAGUACUUGGUUCAGCUGCACCACCUUUAACAGUUAAGCUUGUCCAAGCUUUCCGCUCUGAUGCUAAAGAUUCAGCUAUUAUUGAGAGCAAGGAGCUCCAAUAUGAUAAAAAUAAUGGAAUUCAUGUCUUGGAAAUUUUCCCAGAUAAUGUGGAUGUGGGAACUUAUGUGUUUGUUUUUGAGAUUGUACUUCACGAUUCUGCUGGUGAGAAAGUUUAUGCUACUGGAGGUCAAAUUCAUGUACCAAUAUAUGUCACUGGCAUUAUCAACGUCAGGAAUGCAGAAAUUGCAGUUCUUGACAGUGAUCUUGGAAGUGUUGAAACCCAGAAAAAGAUAGAUUUGGCUGGAAAUGUUGUUGUUGAACUCUCAGCUAACCACUUGCAAAAGUUGCGCUUAUCUUUCGAAUUGACAACACCUAAUGGUCAUGCUUUUAAGCCUCAUCAGGCAUUUUUCAAGUUAAAGCAUGAGACAAAGCAUGAACACAUCUUUGUGGUUGGAAAUACUGGCAAGAACUGGACUGGGAUUGAAAAGCUUGAUUUUCUUGGUUUAGUGGAGAAAUUUUAUUAUCUCUCGGGCAGAUAUGACAUUGAGCUGACAGUUGGAGAUGCUGUCAUGGAGAACUCUUUCUUGCUGCCGCUUGGUCAUGUUGAUUUAGAUCUUCCAGAAGCACCUGAGAAGGCAGCCCGUCUUCCUCCACUCCCUGUUGAUCCUUACUCAAGAUAUGGUCCCAAAGCUGAGAUAGCCCACAUAUUCAGGACGCCUGAAAAACGACCACCCCAGAACCUCUCUCUUACUUUCUUGAGUUUGACUCUUCUGCCAUUUAUUGGCUUUUUAGUUGGGUUGUUACGCUUGGGGGUGAACUUGAAAAAUUUUCCGUCUUCAGCAGUACCUGCUACAUAUGCCAUCCUAUUUCAGCUUGGCAUUGCUGCAGUCCUACUGCUCUAUGUACUUUUCUGGUUGAAGUUGGACUUGUUCACUACACUCAAAGCCGUAGGAUUUUUGGGAGUUUUUCUGAUGUUCGUGGGACACAGAAUUCUAUCCUAUCUCGCUUCAACUUCAUCCAAGUUGAAGUCUGCAUGA